Molecule: messenger RNA, 769 nt
Organism: Apis cerana (Asiatic honeybee)
Lineage: Eukaryota; Metazoa; Arthropoda; Insecta; Hymenoptera; Apidae
Molecular function (GO): odorant binding
Source: RefSeq, a predicted model, not a curated record
AUUGUUUCUAAUAAUCGAGAAAAAAAAAUGCUAAGAAUAAUAAUAAUCAUAGUAAUAGAUAAUACUAUUUAAUAAUUAUGGUAUAAAAGACAUUGUAGAUUCGAUAUUUGUUCAGUUCUUAUUGGAUAUAUUUCAAACAAUCUUGUUUAUUUAAAAUCGAUAAUAUAUUUAAAAGAAAAAUGAAAACUAUCGUGGUUAUUUUUGCCUUUUGCAUUUGCGUUAAUGCAAUGACAAUUGAAGAAUUAAAAACUAAAUUAUAUGAUGAGCAGGAAGCUUGCAAGGCAGAAUCUGGCAUUGAUGAACAAAAAGCAGAUAAUGUUAAUAGUGAAGUCGACUUUGAUGUAGAAGAUGAGAAAGUUCAAUUGUAUUCUAAAUGUUUAAUAAGAAAAUUCAAUUCCGUUGAUGAAAAUGGAAACUUUAAUGAAAAUAUAAUUCGAGAACUAACGAGUCUAUAUUUAGACGAAAAUGAAGUUAAUCAAUUAAUCACCGAAUGUUCAUCGUAUUUUAAUACCUCUGAUGACGAUAUAAAUUUAAAAUUUAGUAAACUAAUGAAGUGUUUUGAGAAAUAUAAAACAAUGAAAGGAAUAUUAAAUUUCUAAACGUUCAAUAAAAACGUUCAUUAAAAAAAAGGAAGAUUUAUUUAUAACGCAAUAUAUUUUCUUAUUUUGAUUAUUCUUUUAACUUUGAAAUAAAUAAGAUUUGAAGUAAGAUUUAAAUCAUUAUAAUUAUUAUAAUAAUUAAAUCAAUAAAUUAAUAUACGAUUAUUUAA